UAGGCAGUAGAGUGUAUGUGCAGAGAGAAAAAUAAAAGAAAUAAAAGAGAAGAGGAAAUAAAAGAAAGGAGAAAUUAAGGGAGAAAGGGGAGAAUUGUACUAGUACAUAUAUUAAGGUGCCAUUAGAGUCUGAAAUAAAAAUUUUUCUCGUACAUUGGAAAUUUAAAUUUUUUUUUUCAAAUUUAAGAUUGACUUCUCUGUCCGAUUACAAUCAAAAUCUAACAAUUGUGUUGCUCUAAAUAUUAAGAUUUCAGCCUUUCUCUUUUCUGAUGGAGAACCAGUUGAGUCUAUACACGAUUUUUAUGUUUCUUGUUUAACACCUUUUACUGGAGACGUUUCAAUAUAUUCCGAAAAUGUUUGAAGAAAUACCUCAAUAUUUUAUUUGUGGACAACGUUAUAGACUUGAUCUUUUAAUAGAUUAUUUGGAAGGAAUUGAAAUAUUGAAUACUAAAUGGAAUUUGAACGAAAAUUUAACAAAAAUAUGUGAAUAUCCUCCAUUCUCUCAAAUAUUAAAUGAACAAUAUAAAAAAUUGGGAAUUAUAUCAGACGAAACAAACAAUUCUAAUUUAUUUAAAAAUGAUAUUUAUAUUGAAAUAUUACCUGAAAUUAUUGGGGAAGAUUCAAAACAAUCUUCUAUUGGAGAAGUUAUUGUAGAAUGGAGAAGUCAAAAUUCAUUGGAACCAAUUCGUUCAUUAAUUUCUAUAAAACAGCUUCCUUUUUAUUCUUCACAAAUUUCUUUACAAAUUAAUUUAAUUAACGAAAACAACAUCAAUUCUGUUGAUAAUAAUUAUCCUUUCCAAGUUGGAUAUCCUUUUAAAAUUUGUUUUACUUUAUGGAAUUCUCUUGGAAAAACAACAGAAGGAGGAGGAGGAGAACCUUUACCUAUUCAAAUAUUUUUUGAACAAAAUAAUAACCAAUUUAUUUUUUCUGGCAUUAAAGAGGUACUUAAUAGAGAUUCUGUUGUCCUGAUUCCCAAAGAUAAAAAAUUCCCGACGUUUUUCGGGUAG
Meloidogyne enterolobii is the source of this 1007-nucleotide messenger RNA. Lineage: Eukaryota; Metazoa; Nematoda; Chromadorea; Rhabditida; Meloidogynidae. The record is from the annotation of a GenBank genome assembly.